UGGAGCUCAGUCUAUUUUUAUGCAUGAAACGGCAGUAAAAAUGAGUAUGAGAAUAAUUAUACUGGUUUGUUUAGGAAUUAUCUAAUAUUUUAUUUGGUGACAAGCCUCUCGUGACGAGGGGCUUUCGUCACUGUGUGACACAUAAUUGCAGGUGGAUUUUGACCACCCCUUAUGGGAAUAUGGUAGUGAGUGUGUGUUUAUAAUAUUAUAAUAAAGUGUUUACUUGUGGAAUUGUUUUAUUACAGUGAAACAAUGGAGAAACAAUUAUCAGAACUAAUUUACGAACCCAGUCGUGAGUUUCACAAGUUCACUCGGAUGUCACUAGAGGAUUUUGAAGAUUUACUAUCUAAAGUUAGCCCAUUUAUUAUGAAGAAAGAUACCCAGCUACGUGAAGCUGUUCCUGCCAAAAUACGUUUGGCUGUUACGCUGCGCUUCUUGGCUUCUGGGGACAAUUACGAAAGCCUACAUUUCCUAUUCAAAAUUUCACCUCAAUUAAUUUCUCAAAUUGUACCAGAAGUAUGUGAGGCUUUGAAUAAAGUCUUAAAGGAUGAGAUAAAGCUACCAUCAUCAAAUGAAGAAUGGCUUGAAAUAGAAAAAGGCUACAGAAAUAAAUUUCCUCGAUGCAUUGGAUCAUUAGACGGAAAACAUAUUGUUAUAGAAUGCCCUGCCAAUUCAGGAUCGGAAUAUUACAAUUACAAAAAGGAUUUCAGUGUUGUUCCUCUCGCCGUAGUGGAUAGUAAUUACAAUUUCAUUUUUGCUGACAUAGGAAGCAAUGGUCGAAUGAGUGAUGGAGGUAUUUUUCGGGAAACUGUACUAUGGAACAAAAUUACUACAGAAACACUCAAUUUUCCUGAUCCUCAUCCAUUACCAGGUUCUGAU
Molecule: messenger RNA, 879 nt
Organism: Hyposmocoma kahamanoa
Lineage: Eukaryota; Metazoa; Arthropoda; Insecta; Lepidoptera; Cosmopterigidae
Exons: 2
Source: RefSeq, a predicted model, not a curated record